This is a messenger RNA of Styela clava, 1431 nucleotides long. NCBI's taxonomy places the organism in Eukaryota, Metazoa, Chordata, Ascidiacea, Stolidobranchia, Styelidae. The record is from RefSeq and is a predicted model, not a curated record.
AUGUCCUCUCCAGUUCUUGCAUCUUUGACGGCGAAGAAGAGGAAAGCGGAAGAAGACAAUACAAAUGAUGAUUUUGACAUAAGGAAAGCAGUGGAGGCAGAUGCAGAAUAUGUUAAUCUUGAGCACUUUCGAAUCGGGGAUUUAAAAGGAUUUGAAUACCUUACCCAUGUUGUUGAACUUUGCUUGAGGAAUAAUUCAAUAAAGAACACUUCAGGAUUGCAAUGUCUUUCGGGAACAUUAAAAAAUCUUGAUCUUUAUGAUAAUAAAUUGAAGAAAAUUGAGAAUCUAGAUGACUUAACAAAACUAGAGGUUUUGGAUUUGUCCUUCAAUUUAAUAAGAAAAAUGGAAUGUAUUGGAAGUUUGACUCUGUUAAAGAAGCUCUACUUUGUUUCAAAUAAAAUUUCAAAAAUAGAAAAUUUGAACUCACUCACAGAACUUACUCUGUUGGAGUUGGGUGACAACAGAGUAAAGCACAUAGAAAAUCUUGAAUUUCUCAAAAAUCUGGAAGAACUUUACUUAGAAAACAAGUUGUCAAAAAUUGUUAAUUUUGAAUGCAUUAGUCAAUAUUAAAUACUUGCAUUGCAAAGCAACAGGAUUACUGUAAUGGAAGGAUUUGAAACACUCAUCAACUUAGAGCAAUUGUACAUCAGUCACAAUGGGAUUGAAGUUCUACAAGGACUUGAAAAGAAUGUAAAGCUUGACACUUUGGAUAUCGCAGGAAACAGAAUAAAAAGAAUUGAGAAUAUUAGCCAUCUCAAGGAACUUCAAGAGUUUUGGGCUAAUGACAAUCAGUUACACGAAUGGAAAGACCUUGAUGUUUUGGCACAGUGCACUAAACUAGAAACUGUAUACUUAGAACGUAAUCCACUACAGACUCAACAAGUUGCUGACUAUAGAAGGAAAGUUAUGCUGGCUUUACCAUCUGUGAAACAAAUUGAUGCUACCAUGGUGAAACUUUCAUAGCAUAAACUCUCAAACAUUCCAACAAGAAGCAUACAGUGCAUGAGCCAGGGGUUUUCUUCCUCAGAGGUUUUAUUCCUCUGAAGCUAAAUUUGUAAUUUUUUUUGCAUCAAUUAGAACCAAAAUCAUGAUUAAUGUAUAACAUAGUAUAUAUGGUCAAAAAGAUUUUGGAUGCUUCUCAUGGUCUCAAAGCCAUAAAACUAGUUUUUCUGAUGAAGUUGAAGCUACUAUUAAUUUUCAAUUAAAGCGUCAAACUUGGAUGUUGCUCACAUGGUAACACCUGCAUGUAAUCAAGGUUUAAAGUUUCACGAUGUCCAGUCUGUGCCAGAUGUUCGCUUUUAUAUCACUGAUGUUUUUCGAAAAUAUUCAUGUUAUGAUCGUAUAUUUUCUAUAUAAUGAAACACUGUAUCUACUGUUGUGAUUCAGCAUGAUCAAUACCACGUUUCAAGGCUAUAUUCACAUGAUUUGAAA